AUUAUAUUGAAGAAAAUCCAUGAAUUUUGUGAUGAAUUAACUCAAUGCGGGUGAUCAGCAGAGCCAUAGUGAUCGGAAACGGCGUCGCCGGCGCCCAAAAUCAGUGCAUCGGCUUGCUUCGAGCUAUGGAUAGAUACACACUCUAUCGUGUUAAUCGGCAUAAACUUCGUUGGUUGCCAUAUAAUGUGCACAAACAAUUAGUUGAGUGGAUUCGUGGUAAACCAGCGAAGAAAUUGAUGCCCUUUCCUGCAGAUGCAAGAUAUAUCGCCAAAGCUGCUCAUCCCACAUUUGGGAGGGAUGGCCCCAUCUUGGUGGUUGCAUCAGGUCAUGAUACCAUCACUAUAGCAAGUUCCAUCAAGAAUUUGGUUCCAGACAAUGUCUUUCUUGUUCAGAUACAACACCCAAGGUCUCGUCUACACAGAUUUGAUCUAGUGAUAACACCUCAGCAUGAUUAUUACCCCUUAUCGCCUGAGGCACGAGAACAAAUCCCUUUAUUUCUAAGAAGGUGGGUAACACCUCGAAAGCCUCCUGAUAAACAUGUGGUCCUUACAGUGGGAGCUCUACACCAGGCUGAUUCUGAUGCUUUGAGAAGUGCAGCUUCUGCAUGGCAUGAUGAGAUGGCACUCUUGCCUAAGCCCUUACUUGUUGUUUCCGUUGGAGGCCCUACAAGACAUUGCAGAUAUGGUGCUGAUCUUGCAAUGCAGCUUACAGCUUCAUUAAAAAGUGUUCUUCCUACUUGUGGAAGCAUCAGAAUAUCGUUUUCUCGUCGAACUCCCAAGAUUGUGUCUGAAAUUAUUUUGACUGAACUCUCAAACCAUCCAAAAGUAUACAUUCGGAACGAUCAAGAUCCAAAUCCACAUAUGGGACAUCUAGCUUUAGCAGAUGCUUUUGUAAUUACAGCUGAUUCAGUAAGCAUGUUGAGUGAAGCUUGCAGUACAGGGAAUCCUGUGUAUGUAAUCGGAGCAGAGCGGUGUACAUGGAAGUUUUCACAUUUUAUCAGAACCCUGCAUAGCAGAGGAGCAGUUCGACCAUUCACCGGUACAGAAAAUAUUUGUGAGAAAUGGGAGUGUGUUCCACUUGAUGAUACUGAGAAGGCUGUUGGGGAAGUGAUAAAGGCUGUUGCAGAACGUGGAUGGAGAUUGCUGCCUUAUUCAACCAGGGAUCCAAAUCAACUGCCUACUAAGUAUUGUGAAGGUGAUGAUGGAAUUAGGGAAGUGCCACUGGCCAAGAAUUUGGCUAACUUGGUGAUGGAGGUUUCCUUAAACUCAACUGACAAAGCCGGGCUAGAAAUCCAUCGAGUUGAUGAAAGAUAUGAAAAAAAUGACCUGGCUAAGAAUUUGGCGUCAUUGGUUCAAGAAUCUUAUGAAGUUUCCAACAAAGAAUCAAAGCCAAAAACCCGUGUGGAGAUCAAAAGGUUUCUUGAGAUGCGAAUAAAGAAGAAGGUGAAAGCACAAUACAGGAAUGGGAAGUACCACGACCUCAUGAUGAAAGUGAUUGCUGAUCCCAGCACUCUAAAGGAUGCAUAUGAUUGUAUAAGAUUGACCUCUAAUGUUGAUUUGGCAUUAGAUGGUGAUGACUUGCCCUUUUCGGCCAUUGCGGAAGAACUAGCUGAUGGAAACUUUGAUGUUGGGGCCCAUACGUAUUCAAUGCGGUCGAAAGGGCCAAAGUUCAAGAAAGAGGAACUUGUUUUACCAGAACUAAAGUUAAGGGUUGUUCAAGAAGCCAUUAGAAUAGUCUUGGAAGUUGUCUACCGCCCUCACUUCUCUAGAAUUUCGCACAGUCUACGAAGUAAUAGAGAUCAUUGGUCAGCGCUGAAGUAUAUCUGCAAAGAGAUACCUGAUCCGGACUGGUGGUUCACUUUGCCUAUUAACAAAAAUCUUGAUGACAGCAUCCUUCAAAAACUCCUGUCAUCAAUGGAGGGCAAGAUAGAAGAUCCUGUUUUAUGUGAUAUUAUAAAGGAUAUGUUUAAAGCCAGGGUGCUCAAUGUAGAGUUUGGAUCUUUUCCUAAAGGGCAUGGUCUUCCACAAGAAGGGGCCCUUUCACCUAUAUUGAUAAACAUAUAUCUUGAUCUCUUUGACCGUGAGGUGUACAGGAUGUCAAUGCACUACGAGACUUCACACACUCUUGGGUUUGAAGAACAGAAGAUGCACUCAAAGCUCCGUGGCUGGUUUAGGAAACAGAUAAGCGGCAGUAGUUUGCAACAACGCGAUUCUGGAAUGGACUCAGGGGUAAGGAUUCAUUGUUGUCGCUUUAUGGAUGAGGUCUUUUUUGCCUUUUCCGGUUCCAAAGAAGUCGCGUUGGCAUUCAAGUCUGAAAUUGAAGGGUUCUUAAAGAAUUCUCUCUACUUGGAGGUAGAUGAUAAAUCUGAUAUUUUAGCAUCCAAUGAUCCACGUGGUGUUAUAUUUCUUGGUACUUUGGUCAGAAGGCACGUGAAAGAGACUCCCGCUUUACGAGCUGUUCACAAGUUGAAGGACAAAGUCAAGAUAUUUGCUGAACAGAAACAAGAGUCUUGGGAUGCAGGAGCUCUCAGAAUUGGGAAGAAGUGGCUGGCUCAUGGACUCAAAAAGGUUAAAGAGUCGGAGAUAAAACAAUUAGCUGAUACUAGUUCCAUUUUACAUAAAAUUUCCUACUAUCGUAGAUCUGGGAUGAAAACAGACCACUGGUACAAGGUGCUGCUGAAAAUUUGGAUGCGGCAUGUAAAUGCUAAAAGUGUAGGGAAUGAAGAAAAACUGUUAACUAAGCUUGUUGUAGAACCGGCUCUUCCACAAGAACUAAGAGAUGCUUACUUCGAGUUUCAGAAACGAGCUAAAGAAUAUGUUGAUUCCGAGUCAUCUUCGACACUCGCACUUUUAACCGGCUCCAGUUCUUCACCUAAACCUCUUUUUACAACAGAAACUGUUGUCCCACUAAACGUCUUAAUGAAACGUCUUCAUCGCUAUGGAUUGACUAAUAGGGAGGGAUAUGGUCGGCCAUGCUACGUACUAAUCUUACUGGAUCACGAUCAAAUCAUUGAUUGGUUUACAGGGAUACUCCACCGCUGGCUAAGAUGGCACAGGGGAUGCAACAACUUUAAUGAAGUGAAGCACUUAAUCUGUGAUCAAGUAAGAAUGUCAUGCAUCCGAACACUAGUUGUGAAGUAUAGGAUUCACGAGUCGGAUAUUGAGAAGAAAUUUGAUUCAGAGCCGAGCAGAAUCCCCUCAACGGAAGAUAUUGAACUUGAGGAAGCAAUCACGGAACUGAUUCCUCCGGAAUAUAACUUUGAUGGCGCCUUAAUGUAUGGAAUACAAUACAGUGGUUUAUGUUCAUUGUCUUUGGCUAGAAUGGUGAGUGAGUCCCGCCCUUGCUAUUGUUUCGUCAUAGGGUGCUCAGCCUUAGUCUCAUGUGUUUAUACUCUUCAUGUAAUGGAAAGACAAAAAUUUCCAGCUUGGAAGACUGGAUUUUCAAGUUGUAUACAUCCCAGCUUACACAGGAGAAGAAUAGGAUUAUGUAAAAAGCAUGUGAAAGAUUUGUUUCUUGGAAACAUAUCACUUCAAUCAAUAGGAUUUGGUACUUGGAGGUGAAUUCUGCUCUUUGAACAUGUUGCUUCUAUCCAUCCAUGCUGU
Messenger RNA from Salvia hispanica, 3602 nucleotides. Lineage: Eukaryota; Viridiplantae; Streptophyta; Magnoliopsida; Lamiales; Lamiaceae. The record is from RefSeq and is a predicted model, not a curated record.